UUGCGACACUUCCUUGAAGCCUGGUAAUAUUACUCCUUUUUUUAUCAACCAUGUCUUCAACUGGAACUGAGGAAACUUCUGGCAAUGUUGAAAAUGUUAUUUCUUGCUUAGUUUUUGUGCCUAAUUUAUCUGUAAAUCCUGUUAUUACCUCUGAAAAAUUAUGUGGGUCACAAAACUAUCACUCUUGGUCGGAUGCCGUUGAAAUGUGGUUUAUGGGCCAAGGUGUUAUUGACCAUUUGGAACAAGGGGUAGAAGAUGUUCUAGAAAAUGGGAAGACAAUUUGGAAAAGGGUGGAUGCACAACUUUGUAGUCUCCUAUGGCAAUCCCUUUCACCUGAGUUAAUUCAACUGUUUAGAGUUUUUAAAACAUGUGUUGAGGUAUGGAAUCAAGCCAAAUCCUUGUACACUAAUGAUAUUUCACAAUGUUACACAGUUGUUGAUAAUUUGAUAAACUUAAAGAAGGAUGGUGUGAGUAUGGAAGCCUUCCUUGGAAAAACUCAAAGUUUAUUAACAGAGUUUAAUAAGCUUUUACCAAUUGGAGGGACACCUACUGAACAGGCUGCCCAACGGGAAAAAUUCUUUGUUAUUCUUGUUUUGUCUAAAUUAGGCCCCGAGUUUGAGAAUACUCGAAACCAGAUUCUUGGGGAUAAGGUUGUGCCAGGGAUCCAAGAAUUGUUCAAACGCCUUCUUCAAGUGACUUCUUUUCUUGGUGAGAUUCCUGCACCCACCACGGAACAAUCUGCUCUUGUGAUCCAAGGAGGCCGAGGUAACAAUCUGGGCAACCGGAAUAAAGAUCGUAGUGGGCAGAAAAAUGCUAGAUAUUGUGAUUACUGCAAUAAAUCUGGACACACACGAGACCGAUGUUGGAAGCUACAUGGGAAACCGUUGCAUACUCCUACAAAUGUGGCUCAGUUCAAACAAGAAGAAUCAGGUUCUAAGACUAUCUCUCUUGCGGAAUAUGAAGAGUUUGCCCGGUUUAAGGCUAAUGCCCAAGCUGCUGUUGUCACUCCUUUGGCUCAUCCCGGAGAGACUCAUACUGCCCUUGUUACUCAAUCUGGACCUCUUGGACCAUGGGUCCUUGAUUCAGGUGCCUCUGAACAUAUCUGUGGACCGUCGUUCGGGGAAGACGAUUGGCUCGGGGUAUGAAUCAAAAGGAUUAUACCGUCUAUCCACUCCUGCUUCCGCUGUCUGUA
This is a messenger RNA of Ipomoea nil (Japanese morning glory), 1192 nucleotides long. RefSeq lists its product as uncharacterized. The record is from RefSeq and is a predicted model, not a curated record. The transcript is spliced from 4 exons. Bases 51 to 1145 code for a protein of 364 amino acids. NCBI's taxonomy places the organism in Eukaryota, Viridiplantae, Streptophyta, Magnoliopsida, Solanales, Convolvulaceae.